Messenger RNA from Oppiella nova, 516 nucleotides. Lineage: Eukaryota; Metazoa; Arthropoda; Arachnida; Sarcoptiformes; Oppiidae. The record is from the annotation of a GenBank genome assembly.
AUGGCCUCAAGUAGUGAUCAAACACGUGAGUGGCACGUCAUGUCGUAUAAUAUGGAGACAAGAGGUUUAAGAAGUCAUACAAAACGGAGACAAUUGUUGGACACAAGAAGUGAUGCCAAGACUCGCAGCAAAAGUCAAGUCACGAGUGAAUCAAAUGAAUGUGAAGUCAAUCGCAAAGACUCUUUCGACCGCUUCGGCGAUGAUUUGUGUCAACACUUACUGUCUUAUUUGGCACUCGAAGACCGGUUCCGCGCGGAAUGUGUGUCCAGACAGUGGCAGAGAUUCGUAUUCACGACACAUAAAGACAUGAUAUUUGACACAAGUCUUAGGCGCAGAUCCUAUGAAGUAAUCCUCAAUGCAUGCCAACACGUGACACGAAUUGAAUUUCCCGAUCAGUGGCCGUAUAUUAAUCACUUAAUACUGGACUCAGUUAUUGUGAAUUGCAAUCAUUUGAAUGCACUUCACAUGAGGUCUCACACAGACAUCAGCGUCCAAACGAUGGACACGUUUUUGGCU